AUGAGUGAGGUGUUCGAGGUGUACGAGCAUCACUAUUGCGAGCUCUCUGCCAAUCUAUCAAGCUACUGCACUGCCGCUACUGUACUUGAUGGAGAGCAAAAGAAGCAGAAAAUUUCCGAAAUAAAAACUGGAUUAGAUGAUGCGGAUGGUUUGCUUCAGAAAAUGGAUCUUGAGGCAAGGAGUUUGUCACCUAGUGCAAAGGCAACCCUUCUUGCUAAGUUAAGGGAAUAUAAAACUGAUUUCAAUAGUUUGAAAAAUGAAUCCAAAAGAUUCACAUCAGCUAAUGCUAAUCUGGCUGCAAGAGAUCAGCUGUUGGAGUCAGGAAUGGUAGAUGCACUGUUGAUACAUGGUGUGGAUGACAAUGUUAUCAGGAGCAAGAAGAUAUUGACAUCCAUGUCAAGAAGGAUGAGCAGGAACAAAUGUAUCAUUGGUUCCAUAGUCGCAAUCCUAGUUCUUGCAAUCAUAUUCAUCCUUUAUUUUAAGCUGACUCAUUAG
This is a messenger RNA of Quercus robur (English oak), 495 nucleotides long. RefSeq names its product vesicle transport v-SNARE 13-like. The transcript has 4 exons. The coding region runs from base 1 to 495 and encodes 164 amino acids. Gene Ontology annotation, biological process: vesicle fusion; vesicle-mediated transport; intracellular protein transport. Gene Ontology annotation, cellular component: SNARE complex; endoplasmic reticulum membrane; Golgi apparatus. The record is from RefSeq and is a predicted model, not a curated record. Gene Ontology annotation, molecular function: SNARE binding; SNAP receptor activity. Lineage: Eukaryota; Viridiplantae; Streptophyta; Magnoliopsida; Fagales; Fagaceae.